AUGCCCUCCUUCGACGAGGCGCUGCAGAGGGCCGGCGAGUUCGGGCGCUUCCAGCGGCGCGUGUUCCUGCUGCUGUGCCUGACGGGCGUCACCUUCGCCUUCCUCUUCGUCGGCGUGGUCUUCCUGGGCAGCCAGCCCGACCGCUACUGGUGCCGCGGGCCGAGCGCCGCGGCUCUGGCCGAGCGCUGCGCCUGGAGCCCCGAGGAGGAGUGGAACCGCACGGCGCCCGCCCCCCGCGGCCCCGCGGCCCCCGACAGCCGCGGCGACGGCCGCUGCCAGCGCUACCUCCUGGAGGCGGCCAACGCCAGCGCCGCCACCGCCGCCGCCACCGCCACCGCCGCCGCCGCCGCCGCCACCGCCACCACCGCCACCGCCGCCGCCGCCGCCGCGGGCGCGCUCGGCUGCGCCGACCCGCUCGCCGCCUUCCCCAACCGCUCGGCGCCCCUGGUGCGGUGCCGCGGGGGCUGGCGCUACGCCCAGGCCCACUCCACCAUCGUCAGCGAGUUUGACCUCGUCUGUGGCAAUGCGUGGAUGCUGGACCUCACCCAAGCUGUGCUAAACCUCGGCUUCCUGGUCGGAGGGUUCACCUUAGGCUAUGCAGCGGACAGGUAUGGCAGAAUCGUCAUUUACUUAAUAUCCUGUUUCGGUGUUGGCAUCACUGGUGUUGUGGUGGCAUUUGCACCAAAUUUCUCUGUGUUUGUGAUCUUUCGCUUCCUACAAGGUGUGUUUGGAAAAGGGACAUGGAUGACUUGCUACGUCAUUGUGACAGAAAUAGUAGGUUCAAAACAAAGGAGGAUUGUGGGAAUAGUGAUUCAAAUGUUCUUCACCCUUGGAAUCAUAAUUCUCCCUGGAAUUGCCUACUUUAUCCCCAAUUGGCAAGGGAUGCAGCUGGCCAUAACGCUGCCCAACUUUCUCUUCCUCCUUUACUACUGGGUGGUUCCCGAAUCUCCCCGCUGGCUGAUUACUCGGAAGAAAGGAGACAAAGCAUUAAAAAUUCUGAGAAGCAUUGCUAAAUGCAAUGGGAAAUAUCUCUCACCGAAUUACUCAGAGAUCACUGCUACAGAUGAGGAAGUUAGUAAUCCAUCCUUUUUAGAUCUGGUGAGAACUCCCCAAAUGAGGAAGUGCACACUUAUCCUUAUGUUUGCAUGGUUCACAAGCGCAGUGGUAUACCAAGGACUCGUCAUGCGCCUGGGAAUUAUAGGAGGCAACCUCUACAUAGACUUUUUUAUCUCGGGAGUUGUGGAACUGCCAGGAGCCCUCUUGAUCUUACUUACCAUUGAGCGUGUCGGACGACGGCUUCCCUUCGCGGCAAGCAAUAUCGUGGCAGGGGUGGCAUGCCUGGUCACUGCAUUCGUACCAGAAGGAAUACCCUGGUUGAGGACCACAGUUGCAACUCUGGGAAGACUAGGGAUAACCAUGGCCUUUGAAAUUGUUUAUUUGGUAAAUUCAGAAUUGUACCCAACAACAUUACGAAACUUCGGAGUUUCACUCUGUUCAGGUUUGUGUGAUUUUGGGGGAAUCAUAGCCCCGUUUCUGCUCUUUCGGCUAGCAGCUGUGUGGCUAGAACUACCUCUAAUCAUCUUUGGUCUCCUGGCUUCCAUCUGUGGUGGCCUCGUGAUGCUUCUACCCGAAACCAAGGGCAUUGCCUUGCCAGAGACGGUGGAUGAUGUGGAAAAACUUGGCAGUCCACAUUCCUAUAAAUGUAGGAAGAAAAAGAAAACCCAGGUUUCCAGCUCUCACCUUUGAGGCCCCUGCCAAAGACAGAAGGAAGGAACUAUUCAGGACCAAUCCUCCUUGAAGCUGUGCCUUGCAGAGAUGUACGUGUCCACGUCAGCUACAUGAUGCUGUGCCAUUUUUAAUACUAUAUACAGACAUUCAAACUAUCCAGAGUAUUUUUAUAAUAAUGUUGGAUGAAUUAGGAUUUAUAGUGCUAUUGAAGUUUCUGGGAACACAUAAUAUGUGGCUGGUUUAGCAAUGAGCCUGUUAGGUGCAUAGUACUUGCUGAGGUUUUUUCUCGUGUUGGAGCAGUGAUCUCUGACCCCUUUGGUCCAAGAGAGACAAGAGAAGCCCCCUUCCUGAUUCUCAGGACAGCUCCAUCAAGAAUGCAGGAUGUGCAAACCAAGGAUUUGGGAAAGGUAUACAGGAAUGCAUUCAUCAAAUAUGAUCAGGGGAUUAAGUCUCUGAACUGAGUGUUCUCAAGUUUCCAUGGAGGAGGAUGAUUUGGGAAUCCUGGGAGUGAAGAGACUGAAUGCAAGGACCUGGGGCUGCACAGAGCUGAGACAUUGCUCUCUCUGCUCACCUGGAGUUCUGCAAGCCUCUGUAGAUG
Molecule: messenger RNA, 2326 nt
Organism: Cynocephalus volans (Philippine flying lemur)
Lineage: Eukaryota; Metazoa; Chordata; Mammalia; Dermoptera; Cynocephalidae
Gene: SLC22A3
Product: solute carrier family 22 member 3
Exons: 11
Coding region: 1-1746 (581 amino acids)
Biological process (GO): transmembrane transport
Cellular component (GO): membrane
Molecular function (GO): transmembrane transporter activity
Source: RefSeq, a predicted model, not a curated record